AUGCCCCGCUGCUCCUCUCUUCCAUUGUGCGUGCACUCUCUUUCCCCUCCGCGCCAUUCGCAUUUUGUCCCCAUCAUCUCCUCCUGUGCGUAUACUAUCACAUACACCGCUGCUCCUCUCCUCCCUUGCGCCUUCUCUCUCCCUACCCCCCGCUCCUCUUUUUCCGUGAGCCCUCCCUCUCAUUCCCCUCUCAUUCUCUCAUUCCGUGCGCCAUCCCUCUCAUUCCCCUCUCAUUCCCCUCUCAAACUCUCAUUCCGUGCGCCUUCACUCUCAUUCCCCUCUCAUUCUACCAUUCCGUGUGCCUUCACUCUCAUUCCCCUCUCAUUCUCUCAUUCCGUGCGCCUUCACUCUCAUUCCCCUCUCAUUCUCUCAUUCCGUGCGCCUUCACUCUCAUUCCCCUCUCAUUCUCUCAUUCCGUGCGCCUUCACUCUCAUUCCCCUCUCAUUCUCUCAUUCCGUGCGCCUUCCCUCUCAUUCCCCUCUCAUUCUCUCAUUCCGUGCGCCUUCACUCUCCUUCCCCUCUCAUUCUCUCUUUCCGUGUGCCUUCGCUCUCAUUCCCCUCUCAGUCUCUCAUUCCGUGCGCCAUCCCUCUCAGUCUCUCUUUCCGUGCGCCUUCACUCUCAUUCCCCUCUCAUUCUCUCAUUCCGUGCGCCAUCCCUCUCAUUCCCCUCUCAUUCUCUCAUUCCGUGCGUCAUCCCUCUCAUUCCCCUCUCAUUCUCUCAUUCCGUGCGCCUUCACUCUCCUUCCCCUCUCAUUCUCUCUUAGGGUGUGCCUUCCCUCUCAUUCCCCUCUCAUUCUCUCAUUCCGUGCGCCUUCACUCUCAUUCCCCUCUCAUUCUCUCAUUCCGUGCGCCUUCCCUCUCAUUCCCCUCUCAUUCUCUCAUUCCGUGCGCCUUCACUCUCCUUCCCCUCUCAUUCUCUCUUUCUGUGUGCCUUCGCUCUCAUUCCCCUCUCAGUCUCUCAUUCCGUGCGCCAUCCCUCUCAGUCUCUCUUUCCGUGCGCCUUCACUCUCAUUCCCCUCUCAUUCUCUCAUUCCGUGCGCCAUCCCUCUCAUUCCCCUCUCAUUCUCUCAUUCCGUGCGUCAUCCCUCUCAUUCCCCUCUCAUUCUCUCAUUCCGUGCGCCUUCACUCUCCUUCCCCUCUCAUUCUCUCUUAGGGUGUGCCUUCCCUCUCAUUCCCCUCUCACUCUCUCAUUCCGUGCGCCUUCACUCUCCUUCCCCUCCCAUUCUCUCAUUCCUUGCGCCUUCACUCGCAUUCCCCUCUACUCCUCUUCUCACGUGUGCGUUCUCUCGUCCCCCUCUGUUUCCUCUCAUGCGAGUUUGUCCCAUUCCCCUCUGCUCCGCUCCUCCCGUGCGCAUGCUCUCUCUUUCCCCUCUGCGCCUAUCCGCCCAUGCGCAAUUUGUCUUUUUCCCCUCUGCUCCUCUCCCCCCUUUGCGCCUUCUCGCUCGCUCCCCUCUGAAUCUCUUCUCCAGUUUCGGCCUUCCACUGGCCUCAUAUGCUUGUAUUCUCUGGUUUCCCCUUUCCCCUCCCCACCCAUGCAUGUAUUCUCUGGUUUCCCCCUUCCCCUCCCCACCUAUGCAUUCGCUUGUCUUCUCUAAUUUCCCCUUCCCCUGCCCUCCUAAGCUUGUCUCCUCUUGUUUCUCCCUUCUCCUGUCCUCAUGUCAUUUCUCUGCCCAAGAUGUCGUCUCUGUGCAUUCGACACUCGAUCGGGUUUGGGACGCCACAUGCAGAGCAACUCCUGCCCUGCAAACCUCAUUAGCAGUAGCGAGCAGCUGCAGCCCCCCAAGCGCGCAAGGUCGAGCUUCAUCCCUCCUAACCCCAUUCCGCGUGCAGUACUUAGACACUAGUGAUACUUCCUCAUCCUCUGAUUCAGUAGAUAGCGCGCUGCCCUUUGAACAAGAUGACGAUGCGUCUAGUAACGCUGCUGUAUCUGGUGCUGAUGAUGAUGGUGGGGAGGGAGCUCAAGCAGGUGUUGCACUGGCGGAAGAGGAAGAUGCCCCUCAGUUUAACCUCAAGGAUGCUCUUGCGCUCUGGAUCCUCUCCAACUGA
Molecule: messenger RNA, 2046 nt
Organism: Closterium sp. Naga37s-1
Lineage: Eukaryota; Viridiplantae; Streptophyta; Zygnematophyceae; Desmidiales; Closteriaceae
Source: the annotation of a GenBank genome assembly